ACCAUCCGCAAUGGAGGAUUUAAAUGAAUCCUUAGCACAUAAUCCUAAGCAAAUACCAAUACAAUAAUAAUAUAAAACCUAAAUAAGCUAAGGAGCAGUCCUUAAUUAAGGAUUAAAAUGAAUGAAUCCUUGUUGACGUGGCCUUCUUCGUUUUCUGUAGUUUCUCUCUCUGUUGUCUUUCUUUCUCCGUCAUUCUCCUUUGAAGAUUGGAGCAAAUGGUCGGUGGCUGCUAUCCCCUGUCUUAUUCUUCUGCCGUGCGCUUGCUUCAACGGGACGGAUAAUUCUCUGCCGGCGGUUUAUCUGUCGUACGUGGUGAAGGGUGUGGAUACGUUGUUGGGGAUAGCGAGGAGGUAUGAGACUACGCUUACUGAUUUGAUGAAUGUGAAUGCUAUGGGUGCUCCUGAUGUUAGCUCCGGUGAUAUCCUCGCCGUUCCUUUGUCAGCUUGUGCUUCUAAUUUUCCCAAGUAUGCUUCGGAUUACGGAUUGAUAGUUCCAAAUGGUAGCUACGCUCUAGCAGCAGGCCACUGCGUGCAAUGCAGCUGUGCGCUUGGGAGCCGCAGUUUGUAUUGUGAGCCUGCUUCUUUAGCCGUCUCUUGCUCGAGUAUGCAGUGUACAAACAGCAACCUCAUGCUCGGUAACAUCACGGUCCAGCAGAGUAGCGCUGGCUGUAACGUGACGACUUGUGAUUACAAUGGUUUCGCCAACGGCACCAUCUUGACCAUGCUGUCUAGAUCUCUACAGCCACGAUGUCCCGGGCCUCAACAAUAUGCGCCACUUCUAGCUCCUCCUGAUACUGUUCCUAAGACCAUGAUUAUCCGGAGCUCUUAAGAGCGUUUCUUAGUUUAAUGGUCAUGUAGAAGCCAAUGGAUUUGCUACUCAGAGCCCUCGAGCUGCUGCAAUGGUCUGAGAAUUUUUGGUUUUUGACAGAGAGAAGAGAAGUUCCAGAGGAGAAUGGCCUUUCGAUUUCUAUUUUUUGUUACUGCUGUGUCGAUUUCUAUUUUGUCAGUCUCAUUGUCUGAGUUUGGAAACUUUAGUUUUGAUGGGGAAAUUGGUAACGCUCAUUCAUAACAACAAACUUUGAAAAAGAUUGAAAAAUCUUCUAUACAUAUUUGAUCAUAUUACAUGUUUUAAAUU
Brassica napus (rape) is the source of this 1134-nucleotide messenger RNA. Its product is annotated as lysM domain-containing GPI-anchored protein 1-like. NCBI's taxonomy places the organism in Eukaryota, Viridiplantae, Streptophyta, Magnoliopsida, Brassicales, Brassicaceae. The record is from RefSeq and is a predicted model, not a curated record. The coding region runs from base 118 to 828 and encodes 236 amino acids. The transcript is spliced from 3 exons.